Molecule: messenger RNA, 2946 nt
Organism: Kluyveromyces marxianus DMKU3-1042
Lineage: Eukaryota; Fungi; Ascomycota; Saccharomycetes; Saccharomycetales; Saccharomycetaceae
Gene: DBP10
Product: ATP-dependent RNA helicase DBP10
Exons: 1
Coding region: 1-2946 (981 amino acids)
Cellular component (GO): nucleus
Molecular function (GO): RNA binding; RNA helicase activity; ATP binding
Source: RefSeq, a predicted model, not a curated record
AUGGUUGUAUCAAGGAAAAGAACUCGUACUCUAGAGGAAGUGAACUCUUCUGAUGAUGAGGAUGCUUACGAUAUUGCAGGUGAUAUCGCAUUAAAUGUUGACAGCGAUGAAGAUGAUAUUUCUGGGGAUGAGAGUCAAGAGGAAGGUCCAAUACAAGAUGUCAUUGAGUUUUCAAGUGAUGAAGAUGAGAAUGAGAAUGAGAAUGCUCAUAAGAAUCAGAAAGGAAAGGAUAAGGGUAAAUCCAAGCAAGCAGCAAAGAGUUCUACUUUAACUGCUAAUAAAAAGUUCCCAAGUCUCGAGCUUUCAGAUAAUGAAGGCGGGAAAGAUGACGAGUCCGAUGAUGAUAUGAACGAUUAUUUCAAUACUACAUCAGAGGCCGCUUCCAAACAUAAGAAGGGUUCAUUUGCCAGUUUUGGUCUAUCUAAGCUAGUUCUAGUGAAUAUUUCAAAGAAGGGAUUCAGACAACCCACUCCAAUUCAAAGAAAGACUAUUCCUCUAAUUUUGCAGAAACGUGAUAUCGUGGGUAUGGCACGUACUGGUUCUGGUAAGACAGCAGCAUUUGUAUUACCAAUGAUUGAAAAGUUGAAGGUGCACUCGGCCAAGAUUGGUGUAAGAGCAGUUAUUUUAUCACCCUCAAGAGAACUAGCGCUCCAAACCCACAGGGUUUUCAAAGAAUUUUCCAAAGGCUCUGAUUUACGUUCUGUGUUACUUACCGGUGGUGACUCCUUAGAAGAUCAGUUUGGUAUGAUGAUGGGUAACCCAGAUGUUGUUAUUGCUACUCCAGGUAGAUUUUUGCAUUUGAAAGUCGAAAUGAAUCUCGAUUUGAAAUCCGUCGAAUACGUUGUUUUCGAUGAAGCCGAUAGAUUGUUUGAAAUGGGUUUCCAAGAGCAAUUAAACGAAUUACUUGUCGCUUUCCCAACUAACAGGCAGACUUUACUCUUCUCUGCGACGUUGCCAUCUUCAUUGGUUGAUUUUGCAAAGGCUGGUUUAACUAACCCUGUACUAGUUAGACUUGAUGCUGAAACAAAGAUCUCAGAAAACUUGGAAAUGCUAUUUGUGUCCAUUAAGAAGGACGAAAGAGAAGCCAGUUUACUCUACCUAUUACAAGAGGCUAUAAAAAUUCCGGUUGCAACAGAUGAAGAAAUAAGGAAGCUCAGACAACAAAACGAACUUGAUUCUGAUAGUGACGACAGUGACUCAGAAAAGAAAAAGAAAGCUAAGAAAAGUAAGAAGUUAAAGAGGCGACUACCUAGUGCGAACGAAAUGCCCUCCGAAAAAGCUACCAUUGUUUUUGUUCCUACAAGGCAUCAUGUUGAAUACGUGACUACUCUUUUGAAGAAUUGUGGUUACUUAGUCUCUUACAUCUAUGGUACUUUGAAUCAACACGCCCGUAAGCAACAACUCUAUAAUUUCAGAGCAGGUCUAACUUCAAUCUUGGUUGUUACAGAUGUGGCUGCUAGAGGUGUUGAUAUUCCGCUAUUGGCUAAUGUCAUUAACUACUCUUUACCAGGAUCUUCUAAAAUUUUUGUUCAUCGUGUUGGUAGAACCGCAAGAGCUGGUAAUAGAGGUUGGGCAUUCUCCAUCGUAUCUGAAAAUGAAUUGGCUUAUCUUUUGGAUCUUGAAUUAUUCUUAGGUAAGAAGAUUCUACUCACUCCAAUGUAUGAGGCAUCAUGCCAAUUGCUAAAGAAAAAGGCUGAGUCUGAAGGUAAUUUCAACUUCACAAACCCAAAGAUUUCCUACACAACUAGAAUGGUACUUGGGUCUUGUCCACGUCAAGAGCUUGAUAAUAUGGGUGAACUAUAUAACAAUAUGCUCAAAUCUGACUUUGACCUAAAAACUAUGAAAGGUGUAGCAAUGAAGGCUGAAAAGUUAUACUUUAGAACUAGAACACCAGCAUCUGCAGAGUCUGUCAAAAGAUCAAAGGAGAUUAUGAGAUCAGGGUGGGAUGAGCAAAAUCUAUACUUUGGUAAGAAUGCUGAGAAGGAAAAGCUUGAAUUCUUGGCUAAGUUACAAAACAGAGCAAAGAAAGAGACUGUCUUUGAAUUUGCUGGUAAUCAAGAUGAUGAGAUGUCCCUUCUAAUGAAAAAGAGAAGGAAACAAAUUGCACCAAUUCAAAGAAGAGCUAAAGAAAGACAAGAACUUUUGGAGAAAGAAAGAAUUGCAGGUUUAAGACAUAGUAUUGAAGAUGAAAUUCUAAAGGGGGAAGAGAACGAAGUUGGUUACUCUGUUUCUGAUGAAGUUUUAAAGGAAUUCGAGGAUGCAGAUGCUCUUCUUCAAGAACAAGAAAACAACAAGAAGGCAAAGAAGAAGAGUUUCAGAGAUCCAACUUUCUACUUGUCUCAUUUCGCGCCAGCAAAUGAAAUUCAAGAUAAACAGUUGCAAAUAUCAAGCGGUUUCACAAACGAUGCCUCUAAUGCGGCCUUCGAUUUGGGAGGUGAUGAUAAGGUGCAAGUUCAUAAGCAAACCGCAACUGUAAAAUGGGACAAAAAGCGUAAGAAGUACGUUAAUACUCAAGGGUUGGACAACAAGAAGUAUAUUAUCGGAGAAAGUGGUCAAAAGAUUCCUGCAAGUUUCAGAUCUGGUAAGUUCCAAGAAUGGUCAAAAGCAAGGAAAAUUGCACCACUCAAGGUUGGUGCGAGAGAAUCUACUAUACCAUCUAACCUACUUGCAGACCCAACAAGUUCCUCGACUGAACGUACCGUCAGAGGUAAGUUCAAGCACAAAAUGCAAAAAGCACCAAAACUACCAGACAAACAUAGGGAUGAUUAUGCUAUUCAAAAGAAAAAGGUGGAGGCUGCUUUGGAAAGAGGUGUUAGAGUUAAGGGUUACAAUGGUCCUGGUGUAAAGCCCGAGUUGAAGUCUGUCGAUGAAAUUAGAAAGCUAAGAGAAAUCAAAGAAAAGAAAAAACAGAAGAACGCUCGUCCAUCUAAAAAGAGAAAAUUCUAA